CAAGCCACGUAGGGACAGCAUGAGGCUGUGAGAAUUAUGGACCUCACUCAUUUAUGAGUAUGCCCACUUUGAUCUCUCUGGUGGUCCAAGCUUCUUAACUGCCCCCUCUUGCUGAUUACUACAUUAUGUACCUAAGUAUCGAUUCUGCGGGUACUGAGAUGAUGGAUUUGUUUAUUAUUUAUCGGGUUCUGGAGUCGAGCGGUAACGCCCUUGCAUGCACCUGUCCAUCCACCCAAUCGCAGCCGGCACAUACGACCGAACGCAACAUCACCCAAAUCUCAAUGCGCUGCCGACCGCACGCCUAUCUCCUGGCCCUCUGGUAGAUGUGGGAGCUUAUACCGGCAACACUGGAGCCGUCGCUUCUCGCCGUCGCUGGUAUUAUGGACAUUCACUCGCUCGCGACGUCACCAUAGGUUAGCCAUGUCUGACGGCUCGUCUCCCGAUCCGCUGGGCGACGAACCCCCGAGCUCUGCGCGUCCCCAUACGCUACGCACCGCGAGGAAUACCUACCCGAUCGAGGAUCCCUCGACAAUCUCCAUCUCGCGACAUAGCAUCACGCCGAGGAGGACCUCUCCGAUCAAAAGGUCGCCUAGAAAGCGUAUCUUCGAACUCGAUGUCGGCAAUGAUCUCUCGCCGCGUAAGCUCCUCGUUACCGUCGAGGCCGAAGAGGCUCUGAAGCGGGGACUCAACCGGGCCCUCAACCGCAGGCUCUUCCAGUCAUCCUCUCCUAUACGAGGCGACCACCGCAGAGAGGCUGCCACGACCACAACCGUGCCGUUGAAUGACGAACUAGUAGAUGGCGAGACACCGCGACCGCGGGGCCGACCGCGCCGCAUAAGCAACGGUACUCCCAUGCCGAGAGGCAAGAAGAGGGCUGGAACACCUUUGCAAAAGCCUGCUCGAGCAACGCGCCCACGAAGCGACCCGGAAUCCGAAGCUGGCUUAUUAGGCGAUGAGUCAAUCACGGCGGACGCGGGAGUUACACCCAAACCGAGGCCGAAGCCUCGAAGGACACCUAAGAAUGCAUCUUCCAAGACACAAGCUGUGCCAUCGUCGCAGCCGUCGACCAACGAGCCGAAGAGAAAGCGCGGCCGCCCGCGGAAGACACCAGUCUCGGAAGAGAUCUCUACACCUGCAGAUACGGAUAACAAAUCUAGGAGUCGUGCGGCUAACACAAUCCAAGGAAACUUAAGGCAGCUGCCAUCUUCCGCCCCAGUACCGACGUCGGAUGUUAUAGACGACGCCGAUGCUCAGCAAGAGAUGCUUGACGACUACGAGGAAACCCCUAUGGCUUCUACGAGACCGAGAGGCAGGGCACCUAUAUCGGCGAACACAUCCGACUCACAUGACCCGGAUCUCAAGCGACGAGAACUAGGAUCGCCUCACCUGGAAGAGCGCACAGACGAUAUCGAGGACGAUGUGAGCGAUAACUACCCAGCGAUGGAGCCCCGUAGCGACUCGGAAUCCAACCUAGAGGAUAUAGACGAUAUCCCCCGCAGCGGACAGGACACUCUUGCACACGCCUCUGACUUCAGCAUGAUAGCUGUAGAAUCUCUUCCCUCCUUUCAAGCGUCGUUCCAAGCGAACACGAACGGUAUUCCUUCAGACCCCCCGGAGAUGGGCGAAGAAACAAACAUGAUAAUCAACCAAACUCUCGAAUCCUGGCGAAAAAGCACUCAAUCGGAAGAUGCCCACCCAUCGCCGGCACGGCCGAGAGCGGAUAUCCCGAUGGCAGGCGACAACGAGGCCAGCAUGUCAAAUGGCUCGCUAGGAGAAGUCAGUAAGGGCCAGCAAGGAAGACAAAAGCCUCUUCCGCUCAACCGGCAAAUUUUCGCUGUCAAAGUGCCCCAUAUGGAUGACUCCUUCUCCAGCAUUCCGGAUAGUAUUCUCGAAGCAGCAACCCCCGGACGGUUGCCCACGAAGCCGGCCUCCGUUGCCCCGGCACAUGGAAGCCCGGGUGUGUACGAUGAUUCAUUUUCUAAGAUAUCCGAAGCCCUUCUCGCAGCUGCUACCCCAAAGCCAGCAACUCGUACGGCCGAUCCAGCGGAGGAGGUAGAUGUCCCCGCUUCUCAGGGUCAAAGCAGUUCGGUUAAUAGGAGCGUGGGAUCCAAUUUCGGGUCGAGCAGACUGCCCACCCCAGCAGAUACGUCGUCUUCGAAUGCCGGCUCUAAGAGGGGACAAAGUGAUAGUGUAGAUACGCUGGCGGAGGCUGAAGCCGAAGCUGGCCCUUCUUCUAACGCAGGCAUUCGAUCUUCGCCACCCGUUAUAAACCGGCCACGCGCGAUGAACCCAGUGCCUUCACAAUUAAGCCAAGAGGCGAACAAUACGCCAGGGUUACAGCAGUCUUCUCCUCAACUACCUCCUUCUAGCAGAGCGCCCUCAGAGCCGCCCAAGUCCUUGGAACCCCCCUUGGGUCACAGACCAUCCCUAUCGCCUAUUGUACGGGUCGGACGAACUCUCCAGAAUGUAAUGUCAGACAGAUCCUCCCCCGAGGGCCGCGAAAGCAGCCUUGGCAGUCCUUUCAGAGGGUCUACCGGUAAUGAUCAUAUUGGACAGUCGUCAACGGCAGGCUUGCUAGCCCGACCCAACCCUAACAUCACUGCCCAGUCUAGUGCCCGAUUUCCGUUUAACUUAAACUCAACUCUCGCUCAACAAGCACCACCCAGCUUCUCUCAAGGCGGCCGACUGCCUCAUGGCAUGGUCAUCGGCAGCUUCGAGGAUCCGUUUGGUCCGGAUCGGCCGGAUUACUCAGAGACCGAGGCAUUGAAGAAAUCUGCAUAUGGCACCAACAACGACCGGUCUCAGCGUGAUCACUCUGCUGCCGCCCCGUCGGUAACCAGUUCAACUAGAGCGCUUCCAAGUGAAGAUGAUCAGAGUUGGGUCGCAGAUAGCGAAAACCGUCAACAAGGACCAAACCAGCAGCCAGACUUACGACCCGUAGGUCCGCAAAACUCCAGAGAUUUUGCCUCCCGGUUCUUUAAUGAGAGCCAAGGAGCGGCUAUGGAUACAGACACCCUCGAACCUAGGGGGAUGGUCGAGAAACGGCUAGAAGGGGACGAAGAUAACGGCGCAGUUCGAGAAUACGAAGCGGAAGAAGAUGAUAUAUGGGAUUUUGAGGCAUCGCGUCCAAGUCCCGAGAAACCGGAGCCGGCAAAAGCUACACCCCAGCCGGAUGGCUUGUCCGCCCGGCGAAGUAAGAUCCCAAGCCCCUGGAGGAGGACCAGCAGGCGACUAAUCUACCAAGACAAAAUUGCGAGUCCUUCUCAAAUAGAGAUUGAGGAGAGCGCACAGAGCGAGGUGGAGGACGUGGCAGCAGAGCUUCCCAGACGACGGUCCUUGAAUUCCCAACCUAGGGCGAAGGAAAGGAAACCCGAGACACCGAAGGUCACCCAAAGCCUACCCCAUCCGCUUAAACCACGAGUCGAACUACGAGAUGAACCGCAAGCUAUACCACAAGAGAAGCCGCGAGAUGAACCGGAAGACCAUCCACAAGGUGAACUAGACGACCAACCGCAACACGAACCAGACGACCCAUACGACCACCCGCAAGAUGACCCCUACUACGAGUCGCAUGAUGAGCUGGAAGGCGAACUACAUGUUGAUUCUGGCACUAAAGCAAGGGCAGAGCCGCAGCAGCAAAUUACGAGUCCAGAGAUAGAAGCGCGGGGAAGGGCAACAGUGCCGGUAGACGCCUCCGAGUAUUCGAUAUUGGCCCAGAGAACCGACGAUGCCCCAACUACCCAGCAGAAGCCUCCGCCCACCAAGUCUCGCCUUUUCGGCGGAUUCGAUAUCAUGAGCUUCUUCUCAUCACCGGCAGCGUUGCCCCAGAAGAACCCUCGGCCCGAGCCAGCGGAUACAACCCGCAGGGCAGAGAGGGCUCCUCAACCUGCGCUUGGAAGACUGCCGCCGCCUAGGGAACCACAGCGAUCACUAUGGUCCACAGGGCUUUUCUCCUCGAUUCCGCAGAAGGAAUUUCAACCAAGUCUGGAUCGACGGGUUGAUCUGCCCUCACCUGCUGGCGCCUUGCCUUCGGACAACACAGUUCCCGAUACCUACGAAGCGCCUUCUCCCUCGCCCCCCCCCUCACCGUCACCAGCACCAUCACACUCGCCUGAGCCUGAAUCUCCAGUGUCACCCCAGUCCUCGACUCCCGAGUCGCAAAUGUAUCCGCCCAUCGCGCAGAAGCGGAAUUUUACACCGCGCCCUGGUCAAUCUGGCUCGUCGCUAUUCCAAACGGGCCCGCCGUCCGCCAACAGGAGUGAAGCAGAUGAUAGCUCUCUUCAAGUACCAAGCGAUGAUAUGGAAUCUUCCCGCAUGACGGAUGACACAGACUACGAGCGCCUCCCGCCGAGGGAAAAGCCUUCGCGGUGGGAUAGGACGCUCUCACCUUCCAAGUCGUGUUUCCGUUCCCCGAUGAAGCCUACAACGCCGGGCCGGGUCGUCGCUUUCACGGGUGCCUCCCUUCCUCCCCCGGUCCAGGCCCAAAUGCAGGCGGCAAGGCAACAAAAUGGCAGCGCGGGCGGCGAGGUUAACACCUUCUUCCAGGGCCCGAUCCUGCAACCGGGCGUCCCUAGAGCAAGGGAGAAAGUGUCAACGGCUUUUCCAGCCACCGCUUCCUCUGCGUCCUUCCGCGAUGCUCCAACCGCUUACGACAAUGACCACCAUAACGUCCUCACCGCUACUAGCGAUGCCACCGUUGACCCCCCCCAAACCACAGAGCCAAACGUCCAUAUUGACGACAGAAAUCAUGACCCCGCAGUAGAGACGUCACACCCUUCCGUUACUACGACUACUACUAGCGCUACCUCUAUCGCAGCCCCCGCCACUGUCAAUCUAAAUCCGGGUUCCGCCGCCGAGGAGGAGCCGUUACCGCCACCACCACAGUGGACGCGCGCCCACUGGGCGCGUCUAGAUGCUCUAUUGCAGCUGCGGCAGGCGGACCCGUUGCGGUUCCAGCGACAGUGCGGGCUGCCGUCGCGGGCGGCGCGGUGGGCGGUCGACACAGCCCUGCUAGGCAAGGAGGUAGCGGCCCGGGGUGCGCGCAUGGUUCUCGCGCCGUGGCAUCUCGAGGUGGUGCACGCGUUCCGGGUGGCGGAGGAGAAGCGGGGAGACGGCGACGGCUGUCCUUGGGAAGCGCGGGACCUCGCUAAGCGCGUGUUCGCGCUGAUCAUCGGGGAGGAGAGGCGGCGGGCGGCGGGCGGUGUCAACGGCGUGGACGGGGCCAGAAGAGACGGGUGGGGAAAGAGGGAUAACGGGGUAGCUAGGGAGAGAACGAGGGCGAGGAGGCAGGAGAGGGCGAGAGCGGGCGAGAGGGAAUCUGAGGCGCAGGGGGAGGCGGUUUGAAGAAGAAGAAGAAGAGGGGGAAGAGGGGAAAGCUGGAAUGGCGACAGAUAGAGCUUGGCUAGUCUGCUUUUGCUGCGGAGAGAUGCGGAUACCCAAACACACACACACACACACACAACCUAACCUAACUACCCGCUCGAGGAUACACACACAAUCAAACGCACGCACCGCAUAUCCGCCGACGGACGCGGGAUUUCGAAGAAGAGAGCUCGCAUUGGCUGCUGCUUCGGCGAGAACACGCCGCGCACACAUGUAACACAGAUGUAUAUGCAUACUGUAUAUAGACGGACGGGCAGGCCGGAAGGGA
Molecule: messenger RNA, 5650 nt
Organism: Durotheca rogersii
Lineage: Eukaryota; Fungi; Ascomycota; Sordariomycetes; Xylariales; Xylariaceae
Exons: 1
Coding region: 421-5343 (1640 amino acids)
Molecular function (GO): DNA binding
Source: RefSeq, a predicted model, not a curated record